AACGUAGCAGUAGCCAAGGAAUAUGGCUAAAUUAUAUUUAACGCUAUUGCUGUGUGCUUUUAGCCUGGUUAACGCCAGCAAAGAAGCACUGGAGACACAUGGAGAUUUUAACAUCGAGAGUUACCAACGAAUGGUGCAGUUGCGCCACCUGGCGGUCGAGUUCUUCGAUUAUUAUGAGAACAUCACAGCUACGGAUUUAAUAGUGCCUGGCAGAGCUCCCACUCAACAGGAUAUGCUUUGUCUGGCAGAAGUUGCUCAAUUGAAUCAGGGAUUAAAGUCGGGCAGCAUUUGGGCAUUGAGAAUGAUUGACUCCUGGGGUCGACUGCCCGCGGGUCUGCUCUAUGGCAAUCUGAAGGAUCUGGGCAACUUUGACGAGUGCAUCAGAGUGAACCGAGAGGUUGCAUCAACCGGACACACGCUCAGGGGCAAAUACUGUCCGGCAAAGCUGAUAUCGGGCAAAAUGUUGGGACCUGAUAUGCCGCUUGUCGGAUUUCUGAGCAUCCAGACUGCUGUCUGUUUUCCUGCUUCCUGCACUGGUCAACAUAUAGAAACAUUGCUGCGUCAGCUGUUCCAGCAGCUUCUGAGCAUUGAGAUCAAUUCGGAAUUGCAGGUCAUCAAAGAGGACAAUUGUCAGACGGCGGAGACUGAACCAUGGGAUGGGGGGACCAUAUUCACAAUUGUCUUCCUUGGCAUAUUGGCUGGAUUAGUGUUAUUGAGCACACUCUAUGAUUACUUCUUCUGUGUGGAUCAAAAACGAUUGCCUGCCAUCGUGCAGAUCUUUUCGGCAAGAGUCAAUUCACGAGGUCUCUUUCGCGUGGUGGACAGCAAAUCGAAUCCGAAUGUUAUCGAUUGUCUUCACGGGAUUCGCUGCAUGUCGCUUAUCUGGGUUAUUUACGGUCAUGAUUAUAUAGUAUCUGCCAUAUCGCCCAAUAUUAAUUUGGUCGACGUCAUACCGUGGUUUAAAACACCCUUUAGCAUGUUCAUUGUGCACGGUCUUUUCUCGGUGGAUACUUUCUUCUUUCUGAGUGGUCUGCUCGUUGUUAUGGUUGCUCUGCGUACCAUGGAAAAAACCAAGGGAAAACUCAAUGUGCCAUUGAUGUAUCUGCAUCGUUUCCUUCGCCUGACUCCUGUUCUGGCCUUGGGCAUCCUUAUCUACAUAAAGAUACUACCAAUCUUGGGUAGUGGACCAGUAUAUAAUACCUUUAUCAAUGCAAACACCGGACCUUGCGAGAAAAGUUGGUACUGGACAUUGUUAUAUGUGCAGAACUAUGUUGUGCCAAUGGAUAUGUGCCUGCCACAUAGUUGGUAUCUGGGCGUAGAUAUGCAGCUCUAUGUCAUCUCCCCCCUUUUACUGUUUGCACUCUACAAAUGGGGCAAGAAGGCUGUGGCAGGAAUUGUGGUGAUAAUGCUUCUUCUUGUUGCCUGUCUCUUUAGCAUGAUGAUGGUCAGGGGAUAUUCCAUGGAAUUUAUGAUCGAUUCCGAUAAACUCUACUUUACAACUCAUACGCGCGCUUCUCCCUGGAUAAUUGGUCUGCUCUUUGGAUAUUAUCUGCAUGUGAAUCGUGGCAAAUCUUUCAAGCUGAAUCGUCUCACUGUCUGGCUGGGCUGGAUCAUCAGCCUGGGUUUGAUCUUCACUUGUCUCUUUGCACUGUAUCCUUAUCAACAGAAUGGAUAUGCUCUGCCCACUCUCAAUGAGGCUUUCUAUGUGACUCUCACACGCAUUGCUUGGCCACUUGCUCUGGUGUGGAUUGUGUUUGCCUGUAAAUACGGCUAUGGCGGUAUGGCCAACAGUUUCCUCUCCUCUCCCAUGUGGCAGCCGCUGUCGAAGCUCUCCUAUUGUGCAUAUAUUGUCCACUUGUUUGUGGAACAAUUCAACGCCAUCAUUACACACACCAGCACAUACUUUAGCGACUAUCAAGUGAUGCUGCGCUUUUGGUCAGACUUUGGUUUCACCGUUCUGGCUGCAUAUUUCCUGUAUAUUUUGUUGGAGGCUCCCACUGGUGGCAUACAGAUGCUGUUGCUGCCAAGCGGUAGACCUAAACCACCGCAACCAGCUGCUCCUAUUCAAAUUGAGCCGAAAGAGAGAGCGAACGAGGAGAGCAAUGAGCAUGUGCCUCCUCUAGCGGAAAAGACGCCGGUGGAUAGUUAGAUUAAAGCGGUUUACAGCUGUAAAUAACUCAAUUGACUUAAGUUUUUAAUAUUUAUUUAUUUAGUAUUUAUUUAGAACUUUAUUAAAAGUAAUUUGU
Drosophila innubila is the source of this 2246-nucleotide messenger RNA. Its product is annotated as nose resistant to fluoxetine protein 6-like. NCBI's taxonomy places the organism in Eukaryota, Metazoa, Arthropoda, Insecta, Diptera, Drosophilidae. The coding region runs from base 23 to 2149 and encodes 708 amino acids. The transcript has 9 exons. The record is from RefSeq and is a predicted model, not a curated record. Gene Ontology annotation, molecular function: acyltransferase activity, transferring groups other than amino-acyl groups.